Molecule: messenger RNA, 972 nt
Organism: Fusarium coffeatum
Lineage: Eukaryota; Fungi; Ascomycota; Sordariomycetes; Hypocreales; Nectriaceae
Exons: 5
Coding region: 1-972 (323 amino acids)
Source: RefSeq, a predicted model, not a curated record
AUGAGUACCUCCAGGAGCAGAGAACAACGUUUGCGAAGCCCUGGCAUCCAUUAUAAGGUGUUUACCCCCUCUCCUUUCUUUUUCUCUUCUUUCCCUUUUCUUCCUCCUACAUCCUCCUCCUGCAUCUUCCUCCUACAUCAUCCUUUCCCACCAGACAAGAAGGUCGAUGAGUAUAUCGCGGCACGGCUUGAGAAGCGCAAGAUCUACCUCCUACGCCGCAGCUUCAGAAUCUAUAACAACUACGCAAAGGACGGAGAUGAGUUUGUCCAUCCUGAGAACACUGAUGGCCUUUACGUUACCUUCAACAAAGCAGCAUUUCUGUGGGCUGAAGAAGAAAACUAUUCUGAGCUCGCAAUCGGCAGUAUUGACGUCCCUGGGACGUGGUUUGGAGACUACUCAGUGAAGCCGAAGUUAACCAAAGCCAUCCGCGAGCGACACAGCGUUGUACUACUCUACAAUACCAACCCGCUAUUCAACAAUCCUUCGGCCAUCUGUUUCGCCUCUGAGUCCGCCUUUCAACGAAUGCCAAUGAGGGCGCAAAUGUGCUGGGUCGGCGACCUGGGGUACCUCUUGGCUAAGGAGUACUUGAAAGAUUAUCCGGUCGAACCCGGAUUCCGCGGGCGUUUUAAUAGUGGAUGCGACAUCGUCAAUAACAUCGUUCGCUCCUGGAUCAAGGGCAAGAUUGUUGUCCCUGUUGUUUAUAUGGAGGAUAGGCCGUCUGCCGAGGAGUACGUCGAGGGAAUUGGAAACCUCAACAACGCUGGAAACAGCAAUUAUACCCCCCAACACACCUACAACACCAGUUCAAACAACCAGAAUGUCCAAGGCGACGAUGGGAACGGCCAGAAUGCUCGGAAGGAGAAGAAGAUUUCUCAGAAGGGAGAGAAAGAUUCUCGCCCCUACGAAAAUAAAUCCAGCCUACUGGGUGAUCCGAGCCACCAAAGCUGCAUGCGAGAAGGCAUGGCAGCCUGA